Molecule: messenger RNA, 1935 nt
Organism: Enterobius vermicularis (human pinworm)
Lineage: Eukaryota; Metazoa; Nematoda; Chromadorea; Rhabditida; Oxyuridae
Source: the annotation of a GenBank genome assembly
AUGGCUUUGAUUAAAAGCCGAUUAAUUUGGCAAUGUGGCCAAAUUCGUUUCUUCUCAGAGAUGCCUAAAAUACAGAAAUUAACUAGGUAUUCGGACUUAUCUCUCUUCACACCAGAAAAAAUUCGUAACUUUUGUAUCGUUGCACAUGUGGACCAUGGUAAAAGCACAUUAGCAGAUCGAAUACUGGAGUUAACAGGGGUUAUAAAUCCAGGCCACGAAGACCAGGUUCUUGAUAAGCUUCAGGUCGAACGUGAACGUGGUAUUACAGUGAAAGCACAAACGUGUUCUAUGAUUUACAAAGAUUAUUUGUUGAACCUCAUCGAUACGCCAGGUCAUGUUGAUUUCAGCUUCGAAGUUUCCCGUUCAUUAUCGGCUUGUGAUGGCGUUAUUUUGCUGGUUGCUGCAAAUCAGGGCGUGCAAGCACAAACUGUCGCGAACUUUUGGUUAUCAUUGGAGAGAAACUUGAAUAUAUUACCUGUCAUUAAUAAAAUUGACUUGAAAGGUGUUAAUGUGGCUCAGGUUGAGUCUCAGCUCUACAACUUAUUUGGUUUCGAGAAGAACGAAAUUAUACAUAUUUCUGCAAAGAAUGGAGAUGGUGUUUCUUCUGUUUUAGAAGCGGUUUUGCAGAGAUUUUCUGCUCCUAAGGGUUCGCGUGAGAAAUAUUUUCAAAGUAUGAUUUUUGACUCUUGGUUUGACCGCUUUCGUGGUGCUAUCGCCUGUGUCAAAGUUGAACAGGGAAUAUUAAAAAAGGGACAAAAAAUCCGCUCUUUUCGAAACUGUAAAGACUAUGAAGUUGCAGAAGUUGGAGUUAUGCACCCAAAUAUGGUUCCUCUUGACACUCUGUAUGCUGGUCAGGUGGGCUACGUUAUAGCAAAUAUGAAGACCACUUUAGAAGCAGCAGCCGGAGAAAUUUUAUAUGAACCUGCAAUACCACCAUCGACGAUAAUAGCUCCUGAAUUCAAGCCGUGCAAACCCACUGUUUAUGCUGGAUUAUUUCCAGUUGAAAUUAGUGAUUAUGACCAGUUGAAGCAAGCUGUUGAUCGUCUUUGUCUCAACGACCCCUCUGUUAUUAUUUCUCCUGCUGUUAGUCCCGUGUUGGGAAUGGGAUGGCGCGUUGGUUUUCUUGGACUUCUUCAUAUGGAGGUAUUUGGAGCACGUUUGAGUAACGAGUAUGAUGCAGAGGUCAUUUUUACAGCUCCAAACAUUGAAUUUAAAGCCAUAAUUAAACAGAAUGAAACUAUUCGGAAGAAAAGAUAUGAGGGUAAAUCGGAAAUAGAUAUAUCUGACCCGUCAAAAUUUCCAAAUCCAGCAGACGUUGAGAAGUUUUUGGAGCCCAUGGCGAAGUUAAGGGUUAUAAUACCGACAGAGCACCUUGGUGUUGUGUGCAGACUGUGUUCUGAGGCGAGGGGUGUAAAGGGUGAGGUUACCUCACUGGAUGAGUCACGACUGAUGUUAGACUGGAGGUUACCUUUGGCUGAAAUAGUAGUAGACUUUUUCGACCAGUUAAAGCAGGCUACAAGUGGUUAUGCCUCGUUUGAUUAUGAACACGAUGGGUAUGAAGAAACGAGUUUGACAAAGUUGUGUAUAUCGAUCAACAAUAAGGCUGUUGAUGAAUUUUCUCAAGUCUUACCGAACUCUAUGGUGAAAGAAAGAGCAAAGUUUUUGGUUUUCAGACUUAAGAACGAAAUACCAAGACAGCAAUAUGAAGUCGUAAUCAAAGCUACUUGUGGUGAUUCUACGAAACCUAUAGUACAAUCUAAAAUUGCUGCGAUGAAAAAGGAUUUUACUGAGCUUCUAAAGGGUAAUUUUGGAGGUGGUGGAAUGGAACGAUUAAAAAAGAAGCUAUUACAUCAGAAGGAAGGAAAAGCUCGACUAAAAAAGAUCGGCAAUGUUCAAAUCCCAAAGGAAGCUUUUAUUAACAUUUUCAAGUCUUAA